CCACAUGUUGGUACAGUCCUUGAUAGACACAGAAGAGACAGAAAGCUUAAGACUACAGGCUCUCACAUCUGUGCAGUGGAAUAAACCUAGAAUGAACAAAACUUUGGGUUCUGAUAGGAUGCCUGGGGACAUUCCUCCAAACCAAAGCCAAAGUACCCCAUUGGGAACGACAGAAACAUCUAGUACCCCGAAACAUCUACUAGACAAGCUGCAGAAAUUCCUGAAGGGGAAUCUAGAAGCACUGGGGGUGGCUCAGAUUAUGAUUGGUGUGAAAUGCUUCUUUUAUGGGAUAAUUGGAUUUCUUGCUCCUAAUUCUGAAAUGUACAGAAUCUUUUUCUUCUCAAUUUACGCAGGCUUCUCUUUCUGGGGGGCGCUGUCUUUUAUCAUUUCUGGAAUUCUGACUGUUGUGUCUGCCAAGAAGCAAACAAAGUCACUGCUGAGAGGGAAUCUAGGUGCCAACGCUCUCAGCACCUUGGUCUCGAUUGUUGGGAUCUGUAUUCUGUCCUACAAUUUAACAAAAAAUGGCCUCUACGAUUGCAAGAAGGAAACUCUCUGUUUGGGCAGCAAAUCAAUUGGAACUGGACUUGUGAUUGUCCUAAUUAUCCUAACUUGUCUGCAAAUUUUAAUUUCACUUCCUCUCUCCAUGCUCAACUAUAAAGUGGAUGACAAGAAUAUUCACUGGAUUUCUAUAUUGUUUUGCUGGAAAACACCUUCUGAAGCUCUUUACCAAGACUUGUUUCCUCAAACUUCAAUCUAUCAAGAACUUGACCGUAAGAAAGAAACACCUUCACGCUAUCCCACAGAUACUAGCAAACAAAUGUGAGGCUUCUCUUCUGUAUUUUCCAUCCACAGUGACAGCAAGAAGCUCAUCCUGUGACCACCAAGGCGUAAAUAUACCCAUGCGAGGAUACAACUGUGGGGUUCAGAGUCACAAAGAUAGAACUGGCAUUCAUAAUAUUAAGAAUUUGGUUGUCACGACUUUUUGAUUGGAUGUCAUCACAAGCUAGGUUUAUGCUCUGUUACAAAACUUAACCUAGAAAUAUUGCUGGCUUAGCAUACCAGAAGUUCAUUUACUUCCUACUUUACAUGUGCAUUAUCAGUUAGCUAUUUGCUUUAGACCCAUGCUGAUAUGGGUUCUAUCAAAUAGCAUGAUAUCUGGGAAAAGUUCUUUUAUUUUGCCAAGGUAAGGAAAUAAAAAGUUAGAAGUUGGACCUUUGGCAAUUAGAUACUUUGGUCUGGAAGAAGCAUGUCACCUUUUGCCACAGCCCAUUAAAUGGUCAUCUUCCCCGCACUGUGUGGGAGACAGGAAGUGUAGGGUGAUGUAAAGUUCCAAAGUUUAAUGUUUGAUGAAAAACAGUGAAGUAAACUUAGAGUUUCCUGAACUAAUUGUGAAAAUAGUUUGCAUGUUUGGUCCAUCACUUUUACACUCUGUGACUUUUGAUGUGUCUCUUCUGUGACUAAACAUCAGUUUCUUUAUCUCUUGAAUGAUCUAGUUUGUGCUUACUCAGUUCAGAUUGGGAUAUCCAUCAAGGGAAACAGUAAAUAAAGGGCAAAAAUACUUUUAACUAUAUGAAAUACUAUAACCUACAGCUAUUUAUAUGUAUAUAUAUAACCUAUAGGUUACAGUAUUUCAUUAAUAUAGUGUUAGGUUAAUUAAUCAUACUGCAUCAUUCUAAGGACAUUAAGCUUUUCUGGUGAUAUUUUAUGUAAAUAAGCUCAUAUAUAAAAGCUUGUGUUGCUCAAUUGGCCCACUGACAACUAAUCAAAAUGUUACCCCGUUCCUCUUGAAUAAUAAAACCAAAAAUCUUCAAAGUAAUUUUCAAAAGUAAAAUUAAUACUACGUUCCAUGAGAUCAAACAAUUCCAUUUCUGUUCUACACAACACAAUAACCACUAGACACAUAUGGCAAUUUAAAUUUAAAUUAUUUAAAAUUUUAAGAAAAUUAAAGACUGUUUUCUUAGUCUCAGUAACCAUAUUCCAAGUUGUCAAUGACCACUUGUGGCUGGUCCAAAAUAUUUAAGGGAAAAGAUGGGGAAAACUAAAAGGAAAAAUAGACAAAUAUACUAUUAUAUUUGGAGAACUCAACACCUCUUUGACAGCAACUGAUACAUCAACCAGGCAGAGAAGCAGUAAGGGUAUGGAUGACGCGAGCAGCUGUAUCAAUCAGGUUGAUCUAAUUGACAGUUAUAGACUUUUCCAUCCAACAACGGUACAUUUUUCUCAAAUGUACAUGGGAUAUUAACCAGUUGGUUACUUCAUGUGUUAAAACACAACUCAACAAAUUUAAAAGAAUAGAAAUCAUAUAAAAUAUGUUCUCAGAUAAUAACAGAAUUAUGAUAAGGGGAAAUUCAAAAUAUUUGGAAAUUAAAGAACAUAUUUCUACAUAGUCCACAGGGUCACAGAAUAGUUUUUAAAAUGUGUAAAAAUUGUGGGGUUUCUUUUGCCUUUUUUAGCACUUCUUGUGAUUUUUUUUUCCAAAACCAGAUGUAUCAUAUAAUGUAACAGAUGACUACAGAUAGAAACUUUUGUAGGGUUGGAUCAACAUGGUGCUAUGGACUGGGUGUCUGUGUUCCCCCUAUCUCAAAUUCAUAUGUUGAAACUCUAAACCCCAACAUCAUGGUUUUUGGAGCUGGGGGCUUAGGGAGGGAAUGCGGUAACAAGGGUGGAUCUGUCAUGAUGGAAUUAGUACCUUAUAAGAAAAGACAUGAGAGAACUUGCUUCCUCUCUUUGCUCUCUACUAUUUGAGCAUACAGUCAGAAAAUGGCUAUCUGGAAGCCAGGAAAAAACCUGACCAUGCUGGUACCCUGAUCUCAGACAUCCAGCCUCCAGUGCCAUGAGAAAUAAAUGUGUUUAAGCUA
Ailuropoda melanoleuca (giant panda) is the source of this 2858-nucleotide messenger RNA. Its product is annotated as high affinity immunoglobulin epsilon receptor subunit beta. The transcript is spliced from 7 exons. Gene Ontology annotation, cellular component: plasma membrane. NCBI's taxonomy places the organism in Eukaryota, Metazoa, Chordata, Mammalia, Carnivora, Ursidae. Bases 5 to 823 code for a protein of 272 amino acids. The record is from RefSeq and is a predicted model, not a curated record.